AUGUGCAAUGCCUUUUGCAUGUAUGAAGGCAAAGACUCCCAGCUUCAGCCCCCUUGGUGCCCAACCUACAUUUGCACAAGUGGAAAAAGUGUCUGGGACCUGGCCUUUCCACUUUUCCAAAAGGGGUAUCACAUCUACUUAGACAAUUAUUACACAAGACUGCCCCUUUUCUGCCAGCUGUACCUUGAGAAAACGAUGGUAGAACCCGAACAAACAGGAAGGGCUUCCCACAAAAUUUAGUGAACACAAUUCUAUAAAGAGGAGAAUCUGCAAGUCUGAGGAACAAGAAAGUGUUGGCCAUGAAGUGGAGGGAUAGGAGAGAUGUUUAUGCCCUCUCCACUAUCCUUAAUGACACCAUGGUAGAAAUUCAUAGAAGACAAGGUCUCAUCCAAAAGUCAGAGUGUAUCCACAAUUAUAAUCAA
This is a messenger RNA of Staurois parvus, 422 nucleotides long. The record is from the annotation of a GenBank genome assembly. Lineage: Eukaryota; Metazoa; Chordata; Amphibia; Anura; Ranidae.